GGUUCACACAAUAUAAUUGAAACUCACUUUACUUUUCAGCACUGACCUUGGAAAAGAGCAAUUACAGUUAUUGUGCCAAACCUUUUCCCCUCCCAUUUUAUUGUUUUAUAACUGUGUGUGUUUUUAAUGGCUAGAAAAUCCCCUUGUCAACACUGUAAACAAAGAAGACGUAAAUGCGAACGAUCGAGUGAAAGCGAGCCUUGUCAACGGUGUGUAAAGAUGAGAAAGACGUGUGUAGCUCAAGACGAGACAUUCGAAAACGAGAGUUCUGACGAAGACCCUUUUUUAGAGUGUAAAAACAAUGUGGAAUUAGAGAUAAUCAGUCAACAGGUCAAAGAUCUCGAAUCCGAGUUGGAGCACCUGGAGAUCAGUCUGAAUCAACAACGAGCGCUUGUGAAAAAGGCGGAACCAAGUUGGGAUAUACGCUGUGUGGAUGGGCAAUUUCGACUUGAAUCGCAAAUUAAGACGGUAGAGGAGCUCAUGAUGUAUGGGACAGCUGCCAUGCGAUAUUUAUCACCAUUUGGAAAGACGUUUGGUAAAACGUCGCUAAAAUUUCAAAGGCUGAAUCCAAGCUUUAUAAAGUCAGCCAUGAAAAUGGUGUCUCAUUUCGAAUUUGGGGGGAACAAUGGAAAGAUUUCUGCCGCCGUGAUAUCGCAAAGCUUCUCCACCGAACUCUUUCAGUUCAUACAACCAAGAAUCUUUCUGGAUGGGCUUGUGGAUUUGUUUUUCAAGUGCUUUAAUACUACAUUUCCAAUGGUGCAUGAGCCUUCUUUUCGGGAACAUUUUAGACGAUUAAAAGAUCCUAUGGAUGACGCUAUCACAUUGGCCAUAUGCUCCCAAGCGGCCGUGUCUACCUGUGAACAUUCCUUCUUUGACUCCCAAGAAAAACGAUGCGUGGGGGAAUUUUUUUACCAGCGGGCUAUGGACAGGCUACUAGAAAUGUUUGACGAUCCCGAUAAGGCCCUUGAAUCAUUGAUCGUCAUUAACUUAUUACAGUUCUUCAUGACCGUGACAUUACGUGUAUCCGAUAGUCAAAAAUGGGCCACCAUCGCUUCUUUGCUCGCCUCGCAUCUUCAACAAGAAUAUCCAGAAUGCUUAUCAGUAGACACUAGUUUACCAUUGCAUACAAGAACGAAAUAUGCUACUAUCCAGCGUAAUACGGCAGUCGCUGAUGGUAUUUUGGCAUUUUUGGAUCUUGUAACGAGGAACCGAGGAGAUGAUUUCAUCUGUAUCAAGGGCCAGUUUGAUAUUUUACCGGACGAACCCAAAGCGGCGAGAGGAUUGCUUGAUGCAAUGAACCACACUAUACUUUUAAUGCAUCAUCCCGCAUCUCUCAUUGUUGUAAAACAAGCACGAAAAAUGGCAUUGGGGGAAACUGCUGAACUGAAUUUUGAAGAGAUUAUUCGGUUUGAAGGCGUGGUAGUAGAUUGGUGGCAUAAUUUGCCUAGUCAUUUAAAGAUGUGUUUGGAGCCAUACAAUUGUACAGCGGAAUUAAUAGAAAAAACUGAUGAGCUACCGAAAUUGAUGACGAUGUGUUUUUUGUAUGCCUUGACGUUGGGUGUGCACGAAUGUUUGAUUGAGCCAACGUAUAAAGUGGGGUUGGAAAAUGUGAAUGGUACUGUGAGAGAUAGAGCGAUUUAUCUAUCAAUGGAAUCGACCAGUAUGCUACUUUUACUUUCUAGAAAAAUUGCAUUACUGGAUUCUAUCUGUUAUUCACCUGCAAACCUUCUGAUUCGAUCGAUAGAUUCGUUGAUGGUCAUUAUAGAUAUUAAAGAUGAGCAGUUAGCGAAACGGGCGAAAACAAGAUUGGUUGAAUAUAUGGGAGUUUUGAAAAAAAGCAUAUUGAACGAUCAUCAAGUAUCAUUGGCAGUUUCACCGUAUUUCAAUCGCUAUGCAUCUGCGGACAGUAAUGCAACCUCUUUACCAGAAUUAUAUAAAAAUUAUCCUCUACCUGCUUCGGCCUUUAUUUUCGACAUUAUUAAUUCUACCAUUAACGAAAAUAUCGGCGAUGUAGAAACAUACCUGCAAUCCACAUAAUAAUAUUCAUUUUCAAUGAGUUAGAGAAUUUUUUCACCGCUAGACGUAACAAUUUGUUUUUCUUCUUUUUAUAUAUUUAAAUAAACCAAAGUAGAAAAAAAAGAAAAAAAAA
This is a messenger RNA of Mucor mucedo, 2149 nucleotides long. RefSeq lists its product as uncharacterized. Gene Ontology annotation, biological process: regulation of DNA-templated transcription; DNA-templated transcription. The record is from RefSeq and is a predicted model, not a curated record. Bases 127 to 2037 code for a protein of 636 amino acids. The transcript has 4 exons. Gene Ontology annotation, cellular component: nucleus. Gene Ontology annotation, molecular function: DNA binding; DNA-binding transcription factor activity, RNA polymerase II-specific; zinc ion binding. NCBI's taxonomy places the organism in Eukaryota, Fungi, Mucoromycota, Mucoromycetes, Mucorales, Mucoraceae.